Molecule: messenger RNA, 1616 nt
Organism: Cuscuta campestris
Lineage: Eukaryota; Viridiplantae; Streptophyta; Magnoliopsida; Solanales; Convolvulaceae
Source: the annotation of a GenBank genome assembly
AAGAAAACUAUCAAAAGUCAUUUCAUUGUCUCCUUGUAUAUCGUGCUCUUAGCCACCGCGCACAUGAUGGCGCAGAAGGAUCUGCAAAAAGCUUUUGAUCCCAUAUUAAGGAACUUUUCAGGUAACCAUCCCAUUGCCAUAACAAUUCCACUUUUUGGAGGUACUGCCAUCAUUAUUGUCAUAGCAGUGGUGCUCUUCAAAAGACGAAUGAUCGAUAGCCACAGCUUAAUUCUUGGCUUUUGGAUGUUGAUGUGGUUCGGUAGCGUGAUUCUUAACACUUGGGAUUUCCCUAAACUCUCUGUUCUGCUGAUCUACUUCCACAUCGUGAGUAGUAUAUUCGGACUGGCGUAUUGGAUACGUUUGGGUGUUACCGACUACCGGAUCACAAACGAGUUGCCACCAAUGAGCCUGUUGUUCGAAAUCGUGGCGUGGGUUUUCAUGUUUGUUUUGAGCUGUAUCGAGGUUCUUUUGUGGGCUUUGCGCGGGGACAAACAGUAUCGUCAAGUGUCUCAUUGGUACCCAGUGGCAUUUGCUUUUAUUUCCAUGGUGGAGAACUAUUGGAAUAAGGGUAAGGAAAUUAGAGCAAAACGGUUCAGGUCACAACUUGUUAGACUUGUGGAGAGUGGCUUUAGGGAUUUCAUAUGGACUUACAAGGAAGAUCUUCAAAAAUGCGAUGUAAACGAGUUCAACAGGAAGUUCUAUGAGUUCACGACAGUUUUCGAUGUUUUAGUGGCUCAGAAGCGGGAGGCUAUAAGAAGGGCUCAGUAUAUUAAUGAUUCAACAAAGGGAGAACUAGCUUUGAAGCCGCAGGGUAACGCCAAACGUCGUAGCUCAGAAGAUGCCUGGGUGGGUGCGCGACGUCGAAUUUUCCGGAGGUUGCCGGAAUCUGCAAAUACCCCCGGAAACCGCCGUGACGGAUGGCAACUGAUUCCCAGCGAUUCCGGCGUCCAAAUCCCACGAUGCUGGUGGCGAUGGGGUCGUAUGGACCUCAGGAGGCGAUUGGGAGUGGUGGGGAGGCUCGUUGCUGUGUGUGGUGGCCGGAGCAGAUUGGGCAGUGGCAUGGACGGCGGCUGCUGCGAUAUGACGUUUCCCAGUAGCAUUUCCGGACGGUUAGUGAUUUGCGCCUCUAGAUUCACAGCCGAUUUCCGAUUAUGGGAAGCAUAUUUGCGAUUGGAGAAUAGAGAUUUGGAAUUGGAAUUGAGGUGGAGAAUUUUUGGGAAAGUGGAAGCGGAAGAAUAGGAAGAUAGAACGGUGAUGGAGUGAUGGUCUCUGGUCUCGAUCUUUUACUGAUACUCCGUAAAACUAAUGGUCUCGGAGCAUCCUAUUGUAGUUAUUAAAUACUCCCUCCAUCCCACUGUGUUUGUCCACUUACCUUUUGGCACACCAUCCAAUGCACUUCUUUAAUCCAUUUUAUCUUGUAAUUUGUAUAUUAAAAAAUUAUAAAAAUUAUAUAUUAAUAAUCUACUUCCUCCGUCCCGUGAAACAUUUCCCCUUUCUUUUUUUAUCCGUCCCACAAAACACUUCUCAUUUCUAUUAAAAAGUCACUUUUACCCUUUACUUUUUCAUACCCUAACUAUCACAUCAUACCUUUUUACUAAUAAUCUAUCCAUCAAAUC